Racocetra persica is the source of this 1108-nucleotide messenger RNA. The record is from the annotation of a GenBank genome assembly. Lineage: Eukaryota; Fungi; Glomeromycota; Glomeromycetes; Diversisporales; Gigasporaceae.
AUGACAAAAAUUAAUAUUGCAAUUGAUAGAUAUAUAGCUUCAGGCAAAUCAAGUAUGUGUGAAUUAUUAGCAGAAAGAUUAAAUUAUCAGUUUAUUGAUAAUGGAUUAUUUUAUCGUUACAUUGCAUUAAAUUUUUCUAAUUUAGAAGAAAUUAGAAUAAUUUCAUGGUUGUUAAAUCAACAAGAAGAAAAUAUAUUAACUCAAGUUAAUCAAAUUGAUAGCAAACAAUUAAUUUCUAAUGAAUUAUUAAUUAAGAUUGCAAAUAAUAUUAAUAUUCAACAUCCUGAUUGUGAUCGAUAUAUUCAAUAUCUUGAAGAAGGUUAUAAUUCAGAUGAAGUAUAUUUAACAAAAAUUUCAGAUACCGAAGUUAUAGAUGCUGAAGUUAUAGAUACACAUCUAACAGAAAUUUCAGAUUAUGAAAGUGAUAUAACUAUACCAACUUUUGUAAAAGAAAUAGAAGUUGCAGAUAAAUUAGAAAUUUCUGAUUGCGAAAGUGAUAUAAGUAUAUCUUUUCCUGUUGAACAAAUUAAAAAUAGUGUUGAUAGUAGUGUUGCUGAAGAGCAUGUUGAGAGUUUUAUUAAUGAAGUAUCAGUAUCUUAUUCUCCAAAAAAAUUAACGCCAAAACAAAAAGGAGACAAACUUGAACUUUUUCUUUUACAACUUUUACGAGAAAAUUCAAUCGAUUGUAAUGUAACAAGAACAGUUUAUUUUGUCAAUUCAAUAUUUACUUCUAUUGGUGAUAGUAGGAUCGACUUAUUUGGUAAUUAUAGAUCGAUGAACUACAUCAUGCAGGUUAAAAACAAAGUGGAAAAAUAUAAGGUUGAACCAAGUGAUAUUCAAGAAUUUUCUGGAGUAUUAGCAAAACAAGCAGAAGGUACUAUAGGAUUUUUUGUCACAAAUACUACUUAUUCUUUAAAUGCUCACAACGAGGCAAGUAAUUCAAAACAACAGAUUAUUCUUUGUCACAAAGAUAAUGUAAUCGAAAAAAUUAAAGCAACAAAAUUAAAAUUAGAAAAUAAAGAGUUACAAAAAAAUUCAUUUGAAUUAAAUGAUUUGGUAAUUAAAAAUCUUGAAAUCGAUUCUGAUGAAUCUACUGUAUAUUUGUUUG